Chroicocephalus ridibundus (black-headed gull) is the source of this 6700-nucleotide messenger RNA. It is a transcript of the gene RHBDL3, whose product is annotated as rhomboid like 3. Gene Ontology annotation, cellular component: membrane. Bases 1 to 1236 code for a protein of 411 amino acids. NCBI's taxonomy places the organism in Eukaryota, Metazoa, Chordata, Aves, Charadriiformes, Laridae. The transcript has 8 exons. Gene Ontology annotation, molecular function: calcium ion binding; serine-type endopeptidase activity. The record is from RefSeq and is a predicted model, not a curated record.
AUGUUGGAAAUGGCACUAAAUCAUUUGGUUAUUUCUCUGUUAGAAUAUACUUCUACAGUUUACUGCAUGUUAAUGUCGUUGCUCCUAAACCUUCUUUUUCUUCUUUUUCCUCCCUUGUGCAUUGCCUCUCAGCACUGGAAAGCCCUAUUUGAUCAGUUUGAUCCUGACAACACUGGCUACAUCAGCACCGAGAAGUUUCGCUCCCUUCUCCAGAGACACGGAUCAGAGCUGGACCCCCACAAGCUGGAGGUCCUGCUGGCCCUGGCAGACAGCAACUCUGAGGGGAGGAUCUGCUACCAGGACUUCGUCAACCUGAUGAGCAACAAAAGGUCAAAUAGUUUUCGGCAAGCCAUCCUUCAGGGGAACAGGAGGCUGUGCAGCAAGGCGCUACUGGAGGAAACGGGGCUGAGCCUUUCACAGAGGCUGAUCCGGCAUGUUGCAUACGAGACCCUGCCACGAGAGAUAGACCGCAAGUGGUACUACGACAGCUAUACCUGCUGCCCUCCACCCUGGUUCAUGAUUACCAUCACUAUUGUAGAGGUUGCCUUUUUUCUUUACAAUGGAGUGGUGUUAGACAGAUUUGUGCUGCAAGUCACACAUCCCUUGUACCUGAAGAAUGCAUUGCUUUACCAUCCUCAGCUCCGUGCUCAGGCUUGGAGGUACCUAACCUACAUAUUCAUGCAUGCAGGGAUAGAACACCUUGGACUCAAUGUUGUCCUUCAGCUCUUGGUUGGGGUUCCCCUGGAAAUGGUGCAUGGAGCUGCGAGGAUCAGUUUUGUGUACGUUGCUGGAGUUGUGGCAGGGUCCCUGGCAGUGUCAGUAGCUGAUAUGACUGCGCCUGUGGUGGGCUCCUCUGGAGGCGUGUAUGCUCUUGUCUCAGCUCACUUGGCCAAUAUAGUCAUGAACUGGUCAGGAAUGAAGUGCCAAUUCAAACUACUGCGCAUGGCUGUUGCCUUGAUCUGUAUGAGCUUUGAAUUCGGAAGAGCUGUGUGGCUGCGAUUCCACCCUUCUGCUUACCCACCAUGCCCACACCCCAGCUUCAUGGCUCACCUGGGAGGGGUGGUGGUUGGAAUCACCCUUGGUGUCAUCAUCCUGAGGAACUAUGAGCAGAGACUCCAAGAUCAGACUUUAUGGUGGAUUUUCCUUUCUAUUUAUGUCAUUUUUGUCUUGUUUGCCAUCUUCUGGAAUAUUUUUGCCUACAGCCUGUUGGAUCUAAAGCUACCUCCCCCUCCCUGAAAACAUGGGACAGAAAUCGCGAGAGCGGAAGUCAUCUGUCAUCUAUGUUAAAUGAACGAAGAUGGAGGAUCUAUUUUUAUAUUUUACUUAGGGGAGGAUGAUUCUUUUGAACACAAGUGCGUGCUGGAGGAGAUGCUUGAAGAUCUCAUGAAGGAAUGGGCUGAUCAGUUUGUUCACAGCUCCAGCAGUACUGUAAUACUGGCUGGCCUGGGCCCUGCAGUUUCUCCACUGCCAGGGCUCCCAUUGGGCAGCUUGUACCUGGGCACUUAUCACUUGGUUUGUUAGCACACAUCAAUAUUUCGUAUGAGAUAUUUGUAUUUUCCAGGUCAGUGCUGGAAUUACGGCCAGUUGUUGAAUGAAUCUCCUCAGUGUUGCUGAACACUAAAAGGGAAAAAGAGUAGACUCACGUGGUACUUGCAAGGCAGCUUGUGUUUGAUUUCUGCAGAUGCAUCCGACUGUUCAGCCGUACCAGUGCCGCUGUCUAAUUACUUGAAUGGUUCCUAAGAUAUUUUAGCCUACAGUGACACCUGUCCUGUGCACCUUUCAAAGGAAUCAGCAGAACUUGAUCACCCAAAGUGAUGGAGACUGGUCUUCAACUACAGGUCAAACGAAAUUGCACUAUAAACCUUGGGAACCCUUAGGGUGUUGUGGACACCCAGCCAGUGGUGACUUUUACUGUGCAUGUUUCACUUGAUUUUAAUAUUUUUUUCCCACCAGCCUGCUGUGGCUAGAGAGUGUGACUGGGGUUUCCUUUUUGAGGGAUGAAGGAAAGGAGGGCAAAUGUUCAAUUGUGUUUUUAUCAGCUGACAAUCAGGUGCUGUUUUCUUCUCACUUUAUUUCUGGCCACAUUGAUCUAACACCUGGCCUGCAGUGAGCUCCUACCAAGGAUAUCAAUUCUUCCAGCAGGUUCUUACUAGAAAAGUGGGACCAGGAUCACCUAUAGCAGCGCAGGGUGGGAACUAUCUAGUCUUUACAGCCAUACAGUCCGUUUGGGGCCAAAUCUGUCCACUGAAGCCAGUGGAGUUAAAUCAGGUUGUAUGUAGCACGGGUUUCCCACUGAAGUGGAAAGAGUGUUACAGUGAUCAUUGUGAAACUGAUGAAACUGGCUUUAAAAUGACUGCUAAAUUUUGAGGAUGCCCCUUCCUGAGGCAAUGGACGUUCAGGGGCUCCAAGCAACAGUUAGUUGCAAUGAUGCCUUUUUCUUUAAUGUUGGUCAGUCACCCCCAGGUUUUGGCAAUCUGGAACUGGUCUGUACAACAGUCCGUACAGCUGCCUGCACCGACCUGGGGACCAGACUGGAACAUCUGUAGCACAAGCAGCGCUUAUAGGUACACUUCUCUGUAAGGUGCUUAUGUUAUUUUGCUUCUCACUUUAGAGAGCUGCCAAACUACAGUCCAGGAAUGUGGAUGCCCUCCUUUUCUCUUCCCUUUACCCGCCUAGCAUGGUGGCCUGGAUAAAGCAGCCAUAGCGGUCUCUCUAGACUAGCUCCUUUCUUCCUUUUUUCUAUUGGCAUACUGGUGCCCAGGCACCAGCCACCAGAGCCUUCCACAGCACAUCUCACGGGCACUGUAGCAGUUGGGUUUGCUCUGUAGCAAAAUGUCUCUGUAUCGUGGGCUUUAUUUUUUCAGCUGUGUAAUCAGUGCUGCCAGAUGACACCACAAGCUGGUAGGAGUUUGUCUUUCGAGAGGGGACAUUCACAAGUGCUUAUCAGCUGCCCCUUUCUUUGCCUCUUACGGGGAGAAAUCUCUCUGGAAGGGUGAAGUUCUGCUCCCUCAGUAUGCGCCAGUAAAACUCCUGUUGCCUCGGGGAAGGGGAGGAGGGAGAAAAUAAGUGUUUUCACAGCCUGGAAUAAGCCUUACCUGCAAAAGAAACAAUUUUUGCCACCUUUGUGCACAGGAAUGGGAUUUCUGCGCUGCACCUUUGUCGUCGUGCAUGGCUAGUACAUUGCUCAUGGGCCCUCAGAUCGAGGAACAAGAGGAAGGGAUAAAGGUCAGAGCUCUGUUCAUUUUGGAGAAAGGGAAUUGUUUCCCGUGCCAUUUUACCUCUGCUGUUUGGGUCCAGAUCAAAGCAGUCAUGAGAGUUUACCUGCAUCGUCUCAGGUGCUGGCCAGGUGAGUUUUGUAGCCGUGGAGAUCAUCUCCCUGGGAAGCAGCAGGAGAGCAGGGAGCUAGGAGAACACUGGCAGAAGCAUGGCUAACACGUAAGGAGGACAUUCUGAUGGUCACCUAUUGCUAAGCCUUUCUGAUUACAGAUGCCUUUAAACCAGAGGUGAGCAGAAAUGGGAGUUCCUCUGGAAGUUUUAGGAAAACUUUGAAAAUUUUGUUAGAAGUUUUCUAUCACAACAAACCCCAGAUUGUUUUGCCUAUAACUUACUGGAGUACAGUAUGCACCGAUUGACUUUUAUUUUUGGUUUCUCAGCUGAAAGCUAUUUAAUGGCAUCAGUUUCUCCACAAGGAAUGUUUCUGUGCCUGACAGUGUUGUGCUCUGGGGUGAAGCAGAAAGCGAGAAGUUCAAGGGUCACCAAUUUCUUCAUCAGCCUGACCCUGGCCAACAUAUCUCUGCCUCUGCUCAGGAGUAGUAGGGAGCUGAACAGAUUAGUCCAGGCACCCUUCUUUCGUCCUUUAUCCAUAGAUGAACAUAGGUCACAGGAACUGGUUGAAAACAGCUCUGAGGUUGAGCUUAUGACUUGUUCUUUUAAACUGUUGUUCAUCUUUCAGACUUCCAUGCUGUGUCCCCAUACCCUGUCUGAGCAAGUUUACAAGCAGACCUGGGGAUCAGAAAAGCCAGACUUUAAACCAGUACUUGAUUUAUUGUGGGUGAAUAAAUUAAACCCUCUCACAUUCCGGCUCAUCAGAGCUGAAAUCUCUCCCCGUACAUAGAGCAGGUUGUACACGGAGCCUGUUGUCUGCUAAGAAUCUUAUCAGCUCAUGGAGUCAGGAGCAGUGCAAAGUGCUUAAGCUUUUAUAAUUCUUUUUUAUCACUAAAAUUAUACUGUGAAAACUUAUAUUUUUACAGAGUAUCAGGAAACCCAGUUACUUUGUUUUGUAGUGCACCCAGGAGUGCCACAGUGCUGCAGCACCAGAGAGCUAAUAGCAAACAGGCUUUUCUUUUACCUCCAGAUGUCCUUGAAGCUGCUGGUUUAUGUGGGAGAUGAAAUAUUCUCCAUCCUGCUCAUUUUUGGUUCCAACUUGUCACAGUCAGCAACGUGUUCCUGAAAGAGCCUCCACUGAGGGACUGUUUUUGGUGAUUGUUUUGGUUUUAUUUCAGCUGCCGCCAGGAUUUUACGUCAGUCAGAUAAAAUGUGUGAGUCUAUUGAACCUUACGGAUGUGCAGUGCCAGAGCAAAAGGCAAGGACUGUUACCAAUGUACAGAUUUGAACCGUGCGCAUUAGGAGAAGUUAUUUUUUGCUUGUGUCCUUGAGAGAGGACACAACACCUGCAAAAAAAGAAGCUGCUUCUGUGCUGGACUUCCCACUUAGUAAGUAUAUUGCAGCACUGGCCCAGUGAGUAUGGGUGUAGGGAGCAGUAAUACAGACUGGGAGGGCCUGGGGUGCCGGUUGUAGAGCUCCUUCAGAGACAGCACGGUGACAGCACCGAUGGGGUCUGGCUCUGAGCCUCUUGCUGAUCCCUCAUCCCAGAGAAGUGGCUCAGAUGGCCGUAGGGAGGAAGAGGGAGGAGGAGGAGAAGCAGGUAGAUCAAAGUCCACAGGGCUUGCAAAAUGCACCAUUUAUUCCUAGAUGCUUGGAGGCAGGUCGAGAUGAACUUUGCACGCAUCGGUACUAAUAUAGGAAUGAGGAGGGGGAGGGUUGUGAUGGAGUGAUGGGAGAGGAGGUUACCGGGAACAGCCUCUGAGUGAGGUGUAGAGGAGUCAUAAAAAUGCCAAUGAAUUUACUUUUACUGAGUUCUUAAGACAACAUCUCAUGCCACUUUUUCCCCAUCAGUCGAUGAGGAAUCUUGGUACUCGCAUGGCAUAUUGUCAUUCUUCAGUACUUGCUUUCCAGUAGGAAGUAUUUUAUCGAUGGGGAAGGGACAAAUUAUUGUUGUCUGAGGUUGCUGGACUAGAAAUGAAGUUCAGGGAUUCUGUGUCCCAAGACCUUGCUCCUUCUGAUGGAUUGUACUGCCCAUAUGUUUCAAAUCAGAUUAGAUCAAUUUGAACUGGGGUACGGAGGAUGGAAUCUGACGCGCUUAGAGCUGCUAAAAUAACAGCUAUCUGCUGACCUCACAAGGCAGCUGCUGUUUUGUGCCAAUAUUUAGUCUCACAGGAUCGUGGGUAGGACUGUCACACGUACUUCAGUGAGUAAAGAGCUCAAAAAUCUGUUUACAUAGAUUCAAGCUCAGCUCAAUUGCUUUGGAAACCCCAUUCACUGGCUUUACCCAAAGUGGAACUGGAGAAUAUGGAUGGGAUGCAGUUCAGCACCAGCAACCUCUGGGGGCAAACUGGGAUGUAGAGAACGAAGGCCAGCACCUCUGGGGUUUGAACCUCUCUGAACAUUGCUGCUGUUCUGUUUCUUUUAUAGUAGUGGCUGCUCCACAGGGCUCUGUGAUGUGACUCAAAAAAUCCCUUCUGCAAUCACUGAUGCUGAGAGCUGGUUAUAAAGGAAAACAGUGCGUUUUGCAGCCCUAUAAAGAAAGAAUCACACAUAAGACAGAAACCAAGCUUGUUUAAAGGUAAAUGUAUUUUUAAUGUCGUCAUUAAUAAUUGGCUUUUAAUUGGAAAAAGCUUUCUAAUGAGGUAUUUCUGAAAUGCCGGUAGUAGUACAGAAGACUUAUGUUUCAGGGUACUUCCGCACACAGACCACAAAACAUUCACUAGGCCUGAUUUAAGUAGCAAAAAUACCUUAAUUUCCAGAAAGCUUAAUAGCUAGGUUAGUCACUGACUGUCUCCUGACUCCCCCACAGUGUCUGUUUAGUUUGAAAAUAAGGCUAGAUUUAUGUAGCUUUUCUUUUGCUUACACUGCUGAUGCUAACAACAGAUCCCAGUGUUAAACACAAAGCACUAAACGAUGUAAUCUUCUGCCUUAAAAUACUGAACAAAUCAUACUUUCCCGUUAAGGGCUAGUAAAACAAAAUGAUAUUUGCAAGGUAAGAUGCUAUCGUAUGUUUCCAAAUAUUUUUGUAUUGUGUACAUUCUGUAUAUUUUUGUUGUAACAAUAUUAUUUGAGCGCAGAAACCAUUAAAUUUUUUUUGUUGGUGGGUUUUUGUGUUUUCUGGUUUUGGUGGGUUUUUUUACUAAAAUUGAGCUGUUCUACAUCACAACAUGCCAAAAAACAACAAAGAAAAUCUUUCAAAGACAGUUUUGUAAGUUUAUCUACGGUUAAAGCAGUAUUUAGCAAAAGAGCAAUUGGGUUUGAGCUCUGCAAUGUGAUCUUUUAAUAAUGAUAUUGAUAACUCAUUUUUAUAUCAGUCUAAAAGAUAAAGGGGAAAGCGAACGGCUGCGUUAUCUCUCUGUGAGGAAUAACAAGGAUG